CAUGCCAGGUGCAUAUACACCAUUACUUUAGGCAAGAACCCGACAUGUCAUUGCCCUAUGGAAUAAGGUUAAGUCAUAAAUAAAGGCCUCAAACAGCUAACGUGCUAUUCCUAGCGCACGGUUCAGCUUCCGGUGAAUAUUUCAGACCCACAUACCGGCUACAGCUGGCACGGCUCGUACAGGUGAGGGUAGAUAAGUAUAUGUAGGUAGGUAUCUUGCACUUUGCUUUCGAUUCAAAUCCCCGCCAUAUAUCUCUAGGUGCACCGUGACCAUCUUCUUCUUUCAUCUUUUUUUUUAUUCACCACGACUUUCAUCUAACCAACUCAUACCACACACUUGGUAAAUAAAAACUUCGGUCGGUUGACUGUAUCUAUCUUCUCUAUACCAUUUUCGUUUAUCACUCUAGACCAUUCAUCCAGUCUCGUCUGGCACGUUUCCGUUUGUUUUUUCGGCGAUCUCACCCGUCAUUAAUUAUUUCAUCUUCUACGCUCUCGUUUGGUCCUAGGCGUUUGAGAUACGAACGAUUUGUAUUCAAGUGUCAUACACUGCCUAGUCGCAAGGCACCUUCGACGGUUCUUCACGGCACUAUCACCAUACCGGAACUGCUAUUAGACCUUCUUCUCAACCAUUUACACGAUGCCUUCGCAACCUCAAGGUAAUCUCUACUCCGCUCUUGAGCUGGAGCGCACUGCCACAACGGAACAGAUAACGGCAUCCUACCGUCGGCUGGCUAGGAUCCACCAUCCGGACAAAAAUCCUGGCAAUGAAGAAGCUGCAACCAAAGCUUUCCAGAGGAUUCAACUUGCCUACUCAGUCCUCUCCAACUCUGAGAGUCGUUCAGACUACGACAAUCGCUAUCCGUCGAUUUGGCCCAGCACUUCCGAGGACAAUGGCCCUCAUGACUUCUGCGAUUUCUUAAAUGAAAUCUUCGGAUUCACUAGAACCAAUCGCCAGCCUGACUUCGACCAGUUGCAGCGUCAGUUCCGCGAAGAACAGGAGGAAAUCUUGCGUGAGUGGCGCGAUAGCCAGAAAGCAGCUUAUGAACGAGAUCUCGCGGAACGCCGUGAGCAACGCCGCCAACGAGCUGAGGCGGAAGAGGCAUUGAAGAAGGCUCAGGAGGCCGCCAAACAAGCCAAGCUGGACAGCGAGCAGAAGGCUCGGGACGAGAUGCGCGCCGCGGAGCAGUCGAAGCAAGAGGAGCGCUGGAAGAAGUUGGGUGCCACGACUAAAGACGAGCGAGUCCAGACUUGUGUCCACUCCGAACACUGCGCCAAGAUUCCCCAUCGCCAGAAAUUUAAGUGUGAUUCUUGCAAGGUGAAGAGAGGCAUCACCGCUUUCGAGUGCCCCUAUUGUGGCUUGCUCCUCUGCCAGCAGUGCGUGGUCACCUUUACCAAGCGACGUGCCAUGCCCGAGCAGGCACUUCCGAUCCGAACGUUCGAUCCUCAGCCGGCAAAGGAGCCCGAGUUGCCAGACGCGAAGGUGGAGGAGGGCAAUGGCCAUGACAAGAAGCAGCAUAACGCCAAGCAGCAAGGUGGCCGAGGUCACCCCCGCAAUCCCAACGGACCGCCUCGAUGCUACAAGUGUCACAAGUUGGGCCACUUGGCUAAGGUCUGUCGCAACCGCGCCGGAGGCCCGUCCGGUUACACCCUGGGAGACAAGAAGCAUUGGAAGGGUAACCAAGGAAAGCCUCACGGAGGUGACAAAGGGAACGGUCAAGGAAAAGUCCAGUAAAGUGGCAGUUUACUUUGGGCCGGGCAAACGGCGUCUGGAGGUUAAGGGUAUGAAGGCAUAGGGGUUCGGGGUAGGAAUAUGGCGUUCGGCAUCAUGAGAUUGACUUUUCUUCGGAAUUUGGGACGGGGUUAAUAUACCCAACGAAUGGCUAAGACACGGAAAUGUUCUGUACUAGUCUGUUUGGGUUCUUGAUGGUCGCAUAGGGUUAAAUCUGCUAGGCCUAACUGCUGGAUAGCAGGGUCUUUCCUCAAGGUUUCCUAGCUAAGUGAAUAAUGAGGAAAUUCACAUGAUGAAGUCCUAAGGAACUAUCCAUGAAGAAACGUAGUGCGUUGUAGUAAUUAUCUGUAAGGAUAUUGUUUGCCUCGUGCCAUUGGAUCAUACCAUGUGUCCCU
Annulohypoxylon truncatum is the source of this 2123-nucleotide messenger RNA. Its product is annotated as DnaJ-domain-containing protein. Gene Ontology annotation, molecular function: nucleic acid binding; zinc ion binding. The coding region runs from base 637 to 1731 and encodes 364 amino acids. NCBI's taxonomy places the organism in Eukaryota, Fungi, Ascomycota, Sordariomycetes, Xylariales, Hypoxylaceae. The transcript has 2 exons. The record is from RefSeq and is a predicted model, not a curated record.